Messenger RNA from Papilio polytes (common Mormon), 1545 nucleotides. It is a transcript of the gene Es2, whose product is annotated as protein DGCR14 homolog. Lineage: Eukaryota; Metazoa; Arthropoda; Insecta; Lepidoptera; Papilionidae. Gene Ontology annotation, cellular component: catalytic step 2 spliceosome. The record is from RefSeq and is a predicted model, not a curated record.
UGUCAGUGAAGUAUUGUGUUUGGUUGGAAAAAAUGUUAAAAACAUAAGUUUUAUUUUGUAUAAGUACCGUAUUUAAUAAAAUGGCGUCUGAAAAUAAUAUCACAAAACCUGGUACAGCUGCCUUAGAAAACAUAGCUUUAUUACAAAAAGAAAGUUCUGUUUUCAAAGUUCCAAAAGUACCUAAGAAGAAAGUUGUAAAAAAAACUGAAGUUUUAGACGAAGAGAAGUAUGUGGAGGGUAUUGCUAAAAUAAUUCAGAGAGAUUUUUUCCCGGAUUUGGAGAAGCUAAAAGCUCAGAAUGAUUAUUUGGAAGCAACUGAGAAUAAGGAUUACGCAAGACUACAAGAGUUGACAAGGAAAUACAGCGGCAGUAGACCACCUACUGAACCAUAUAAUUCUCCAGCGACAUUUGACACUCCCGGUGUGGACAGACCUUUAUCACCAUCAACUCCUAUACAACUGAAAGAUCCACAGCCAGAACAGCAAAAGGAAAAGUGUAAAGAUAUCACUGAAAAUCAUAGUUUAGAUUCUUUUUUAGCGAAACAUACUAGUGAAGAUAACGCUAGUUACGAUCGCGUUAUAGCGUUAGAAGAUAAAAAACGCGCUACGAAGUUAGCGUCACAGUUUGAAGCGGAGGUGAAGUCGGCCAUAUUGGCUGACGCAGUACUGGCGCUGCCAUCUAUUGAACAACAAGCGGAUCAGAUGGAAAGACCUCAUGAGUUAGAUACAUGGAAGUAUAAAGCGAAGAACUACAUAAUGUACGUGCCGUCGGGGGCGGAGUCCCAGAGGCCGCCGCCGAAGCCCGAGCUGCAACACGUCAACACGAGGCUUAGAGCUCCGCCCUUCGACCAUAUUAAGAAUAAAGAAGCAAUCACUGCUAUUGCUAAAACUCAGGACGCGAGUAUAUCAGGUAAGAUAGGUGUGGACGGCGUGAGUCUGUCUGCGGAGAAGUCGUGCGAGUUCGGGUACGUGGGCACGCCCUCGCCGCGGCCCGGCGCCGCCCCCGACUGCUCGCCCCUCAUGACCUGGGGGGAGAUUGAAGGCACGCCCUUCCGACUCGAUGGAGGGGACACGCCCUUACCGGCUGUGGGCGCGGGCGCGGCGUACCGCAUGCUGGAGGGCGGGGCGCGCGAGCGGCUAGCGCUGGAGCGCGCCGCGCGCCGUCGCAGGCCUACCACGCCGCGACUCACACCGCACACACCGAGUUUCCGGACGAACACAGAACGCUUAGCUAGUAUGUCACCGGCGGCUAGAAAACUCGCAGCUAAACAUCUUUUAUCACCUAGAUUGAAAUUAACGCCUAAUGAUAUGGGCAUAUUAGCACAUAGUACUACGCCAAAGAGAACUCCCACACCGAACAGGACGCCACUGGUAACACCGAACGCAAAGAAACUAGCAACACCGGCAACUGACAGCGACAGUGUUGCCAGAAAUGAUACGCUCACAGAUAAUUUGCUACAAAUAAAUGUAGCUAAACGAAUAAGAUUAAAAGCCCAAGACUUUUUUAAUACAAGCUGAUUUGUAUUUUAAAUAAAUUUUAAUACUA